GGGCGUUUAAAUCCCCCCGACGGGCGCUGGCUCGUACAGCCGCCAUAUUGGGCAGCGCAGGAUUACCCGGUGACCCGCUGAGCUGAAUUCUGUGCCCCAUGUCGGGCGUGCGCCUGUCCCCGGGCUCUCCGGGUGUGGAGCGGGUUUCUCGGGCCCCCGGCUCGCCCCGUACUCCCGCCCGCCGAUGUCUGUUCGGGCCGGUGGAUCACGAGAGCUUGGCCCGGGAGCUGGCCCGGUGCCGCCGGGAGCUGGAGGAUGAGCAGCGGGAGCGCUGGAACUUUGACUUCCGCAACGAACGCCCGCUGGACGGCGCCCUGAGCUGGGAGGUGGCCGGGCCCGAUACACCCGAGUUCUACCGGAGAGGGCCACACCUUAAACCAGGCGCAGCGCAGCUUCACCCCCGAGCGGGCGCAGAGGCGGAGACGGAGGCCCGAGGGAAUAAACGGAGCGGAGAGCUGACGGAACCUCCCUCAUCCAAAAAAUCCCACAGGACGGAGACUGGAGAACCCGUGGAGGGCAGCUCGGCUUCUUCACCUGAGAAGACUCCCAAGAAGAGCCGACCCAGCACGUAGAGCUAUGGGUACCAGGCUCACCUUCCUCCAGUGUCGGCUGACUCCUGCCCACUCAGCCCAUGGACUCUGUCACUGGUGGGAGAAUCCUGAAAGCACUGAUACAGAGUAACACUAAAUACCCCGGGCAUGACAUGUAGCAUUGUGCAACGAGGCACCUUGGUAUUCUCUUACUACCCGUGUGGCCACCGCCGCCCCCUUGUGUAGCACAUAAAACGUUUUAGAGAGGGGUGGUGCGCAAGACGGGUUCACACUGAUCUGAGUGAAGAGAAACAUUGGAGCAUGCACACAAGGUCACCCAAUUGAUCUGUGAAUUCUUCCGCAAAGCCAGGUCUGCAACACAUUGGGGGGAGGUUCAUGAAGACUGCUGGUGAGGAUGGGGAAAUGACAGGGGCACCGUCACCUUCUUAGGAACUAUCCUAGUUUCAGUGGUAGCUUAUAAGUGUGAUACCACAGUUGGGGGUCAAUAUGGAUUAAAAGGUGGCCAGUGUUGGGCAGGAUGGUAAAGUGGCUUCUGAUAACGUUGGGCCAUCCAUGAUGGUGAGGCCAUUGUCCAGCCCCUUAGUGGACCCAUCCCCCUGGUGUUAGUUUGGAUCCCAUCCUGUUCCUCUGGAACUACAUGGGCCACUUCUGUCGACAGGGGUGCGCUAUGGAAAUAUCCGCUCUAUGUUUUGGAGCUUGUCAUGUUUUCUGCAGAUAGUUACACGUGGUAGAAAUUGCCCAUGAAGGUUAGGCCAUAGAUGCUUGUUCGGGGACCACAGGCUGUAUGCGAUUUUACCCCCCUUUCAAAUAGAACAAAGUAAAAAAAAAAAUUUGGCCGGGUUCACAUCACACUUUAAAAGUAAUCUGUCAGCAGGUUAGGCCAAACGAAACUGCUGACAGCAGUAGGCAGGUGCUGGGGAGAGCCGUACAAACAUACAUUUGGCGCAGCUUUUCAGGAGUGUGAAUUUGAACUUUUAGGGGGUGGAUUUCUAUGCAGAAAAUUUGUAUGAAAGGAGCAUGAAAAACGCACUAAUAACAGCACACAAAUCCGCACUAUUUAUCUUGGUUUUUGUGCAUUUUACUCGUUGAUGUCUGUGGGAAAACCACAUUACAUCAGCCGCCAACCGCUGCAAAUUUUAAAAGCCGCGCGUACAAAAUACUGUACGGAGUGUACGUGAGAUUUGUAAAAUUUUAUUUUCUGCUGGUCCUGUAUUAUUCUGCAGGUUUUCUGCAUACAAAUCUCCAUGAAAAAAAAAACAAAGGUGUGUUUAUAUGUACCUUGUGCAGCUAGCCUUAUUCUGCUGUUGAAAGUGCACUGGAGGCGGAGCUUCACUGUGAAGUGCACUCUUCUCUGAACUGAGCUGCUUCACAGCCCCUCUCCUCUGUUCUAAGUGACAGCACUAGUGAUCCCCUGAUUGGAUGCUACAGAUGUCACUCAGCAGAGGGGAGGUACUGUGAAGAAGCUCAAUGAAGAGUGUACCUCCUGGGCAUUUGGAGGCACAGAAUCUGGCAGAAUAAAACUUCAUAUUCACACUACUCCUGCUUUCUCCAGACCAUACCUAGUGCUGUCAGCAGUUUAGCUUGGUCAAAAGUAAAGUUUUAUAUAUAUAUUAUUUUUAUUUUUUUAUUAGAUUUAGAACAGGUCGCAGGGAGGGAGGAAAUUUUUUAUUUUUUUUUUAUUAUUAGAUAUUUUUUAUUUAUAUAGUUAUAAAGAAAGAAAAGCUAAAUACAGGCUCCUCCACUUUUUUCUUUUUAACCAAUGUGCUCAGACCUUUCGUUUCCGGAAGACAGCUCCACAGUAUUUUUUUAAAUUCUUUUUUAUAUUACAAUUUUUUUUUAUGUUCUGUAAAUAAAAAUAUAUCUAUUUUUUAAUUUGUAGUAAGAUUUGAAAUAAAAAAAAAAAAAUCUGAUUUUUGUGAACACUGGCCACAUGCUGUGUGAAGAAAAACAAAUAAUUGUUUGGUUGUAAGCUUUAUCUUUUUCAUUCAAUAUUCAUCAUAUUUCCGUUAUUUUUGGGGUAAAAAAAGAAAAAAAAAAAAAGAAAUGUAUGACCAUACAAUACAGUGUGCUAUUUCUGUUCCCUCGCGGUCAGUAGGUCGGGGGUUAAUCAUGUUUUUUUAUUUUUUAUUCUUCAAUCACCAUAUCCGUAUAUCAUUUUUAGGUCAAAUUUUAAGAUGCAUCUCCCAUCAUCCUCAGUCAAUGCCAUGUAAUGUACCAGUAAUGCACUUCCUGGGCACCAGAACCAGCUGUGCCUGGCAAUAAUAACCCUCUCUUCUCGCCGCCGUAUGAGCGUGGUGUCUGUAUGUAGCAAACUCUCUGGUGACCAAUGUUGAGAUGUGUAUGUGAAUUGCUGUGUAAAGACACUGAAACCUUCUACUAACUUAUUUAUGUUUUUAAAAGAAAAAUUUUUUUGUUUAAUCUAGAUUUUUUUUUUUUCCAAAAAAAAAGCCAAAGUGGCAGGUUUUGUGCAUCUGUAAAUGAUGUUUAUGUAUAUGUGUGUGUGUGUGUGUAUAUAUAUAUA
This is a messenger RNA of Bufo gargarizans (Asiatic toad), 3072 nucleotides long. It is a transcript of the gene CDKN1B, whose product is annotated as cyclin dependent kinase inhibitor 1B. Lineage: Eukaryota; Metazoa; Chordata; Amphibia; Anura; Bufonidae. Gene Ontology annotation, biological process: negative regulation of cell population proliferation; regulation of cell cycle; G1/S transition of mitotic cell cycle. The record is from RefSeq and is a predicted model, not a curated record. The transcript is spliced from 3 exons. The coding region runs from base 99 to 572 and encodes 157 amino acids. Gene Ontology annotation, cellular component: nucleus; cytoplasm. Gene Ontology annotation, molecular function: protein-folding chaperone binding; cyclin-dependent protein serine/threonine kinase inhibitor activity.